GACACGAGUACGGCAAAUCGUGGUUCUUUUCCGAUUAGCUCUUUGCCGAGGAAGGAGGCAAAUUUUUGCGUCUCUCAAGAUGUCUCAUCGUAAGUUUUCUGCACCUCGCCAUGGUUCCAUGGCGUUCUACCCGAAGAAGCGUGCCUCUCGUCACCAGGGCCGCGUGAAGGCUUUCCCGAAGGAUGAUGCUUCGAAGCCGGUGCAUUUAACCGCGUUCCUGGCCUACAAGGCUGGCAUGACGCACAUCGUCCGUGAAGCGGAUCGUCCGGGUUCAAAAAUUAACAAGAAGGAAGUGGUAGAAGCGGUCACCGUUCUUGAGACGCCUCCGCUAGUGGUGGUUGGUGCUGUUGGUUACAUCGAAACGCCAUUCGGACCACGUGCUCUGUGCAAUGUCUGGGCACAGCAUCUGUCGGAGGAGUGCCGUCGUCGAUUCUACAAGAACUGGCAUGCGAGCAAGAAGAAGGCCUUCUCCAAGGCUUCCAAGAAGUGGACUGACGAUCUGGGCAAGAAAUCGAUCGAGAGUACCUUUAAGAAGAUGGUGCGCUACUGCAAGUUCAUCCGCGUCAUCGCUCACUCCCAGAUUCGUCUGAUCAAGCAAGGCCAAAAGAAGGCCCACAUCAUCGAGAUCCAGCUGAACGGUGGAUCCAUCGAGGAUAAGGUUAACUGGGUAAAGGAGCACCUAGAAAAGCCGGUCCCGGUGUCGCAGGUGUUCUCGCAGGACGAGAUGAUUGACUGUGUGGCCGUUACCAAGGGCAAGGGUUUCAAGGGUGUAACCAGCCGUUGGCACACGAAGAAGCUUCCGCGCAAGACGCACAAGGGUCUGCGCAAGGUGGCUUGUAUCGGUGCGUGGCAUCCGUCCCGCGUUGCUUUCACCGUGGCCCGUGCCGGUCAGAAGGGUUACCAUCAUCGUACUGAGCUGAACAAGAAGAUCUACCGUCUUGGAGCCGGUAUUCACACCAAGGAUGGCAAGGUUAUCAAGAACAGCGCCGCCACCGAGUACGAUCUGACAGACAAGUCGAUUACGCCGAUGGGUGGUUUCCCAUUCUAUGGUGAGAUCAACCAGGACUUCGUCAUGAUCAAGGGUUGCUGCAUCGGUGCCAAGCGCCGCGUCAUUACGCUCCGCAAGUCGCUGCUGGUGCACACGAAACGUUCCGCCCUCGAGCAGAUCAAGCUCAAGUUCAUCGAUACCUCGUCGAAGAUGGGUCACGGUCGCUUCCAGACGCCGGCCGACAAGCGCGCCUACUACGGCGUGCUCAAGAAGGAUCGCAUCCGCGAGGAGAAGGCUCAGGCUGCUGCCGCCGCUGCUGCUGCUGCGGCCAAGCCUGCAGUAUAAUUUGUCCCCUUUGCUCGUUCGUCGUCGUCGUCGUCGUCAUCGC
Molecule: messenger RNA, 1376 nt
Organism: Anopheles maculipalpis
Lineage: Eukaryota; Metazoa; Arthropoda; Insecta; Diptera; Culicidae
Gene: RpL3
Product: 60S ribosomal protein L3
Exons: 7
Coding region: 80-1333 (417 amino acids)
Biological process (GO): translation; ribosomal large subunit assembly
Cellular component (GO): ribosome; cytosolic large ribosomal subunit
Molecular function (GO): structural constituent of ribosome; RNA binding
Source: RefSeq, a predicted model, not a curated record